Neogale vison (American mink) is the source of this 1888-nucleotide messenger RNA. RefSeq names its product RAB, member of RAS oncogene family like 3 (gene RABL3). Lineage: Eukaryota; Metazoa; Chordata; Mammalia; Carnivora; Mustelidae. The transcript has 8 exons. Gene Ontology annotation, biological process: intracellular protein transport. The record is from RefSeq and is a predicted model, not a curated record. Gene Ontology annotation, molecular function: GTPase activity. The coding region runs from base 28 to 738 and encodes 236 amino acids. Gene Ontology annotation, cellular component: endomembrane system.
CAGGCGUUAACUCCAGGCCGUAGCAAGAUGGCGUCCCUGGAUCGGGUGAAAGUACUGGUAUUGGGAGACUCAGGUGUUGGGAAAUCUUCACUGGUUCAUCUUCUGUGUCAGAAUCAAGUACUGGGAAAUCCGUCAUGGACUGUGGGCUGCUCAGUAGAUGUCAGAGUUCAUGACUACAAAGAAGGAACCCCAGAAGAGAAGACCUACUAUAUAGAAUUAUGGGAUGUUGGCGGCUCUGUGGGCAGUGCCAGCAGUGUGAAAAGCACCAGAGCAGUGUUCUACAACUCUGUAAAUGGUAUUAUUUUGGUACAUGACUUAACAAAUAAGAAGUCAUCCCAAAACUUGUAUCGUUGGUCAUUGGAAGCUCUCAACAGGGACUUGGUGCCAAGUGGAGUAUUGGUAACAAAUGGGGAUUAUGACCGGGAACAGUUUGCUGAUAACCAGAUCCCACUGUUGGUAAUAGGGACUAAACUGGAUCAGAUUCAUGAAACCAAGCGCCACGAAGUUUUAACCAGAACUGCUUUCCUGGCUGAGGAUUUCAAUGCAGAAGAAAUUAAUUUGGAUUGCACGAAUCCACGGUACUUAGCUGCAGGUUCUUCCAAUGCUGUCAAGCUCAGUAGGUUUUUUGAUAAGGUCAUAGAGAAGAGAUACUUUCUGAGAGAAGGUAAUCAGAUUCCUGGCUUUCCUGAUCGGAAAAGGUUUGGGGGAGGAACAUUAAAGAGCCUUCAUUACGACUGAAUCGCACUCAUCGUCUGGAAGAGUGAGCAAGCCGUGGCAGUCGUGCAUAGCCUUCUUCUUGCCAUGUUGAUGAUUAUUGUUGCAGCCUUUUCACAGAAUCAUCUUAAAAGGCCACCCUUCAGCCCCACCUUUCAAUGGAAAGCUGAAAGGAAGUGACCAUGUGGGAGGUCCAAACUUUGUCCCUGUCCUCUCUGUUCCUCACCUUUCUGUCCCUGUUUCUAGAUUAUGUAAAAGCCCUGUGGAAAUAGGAGAUGUUGUCAAAGUGAUGCAGUAAAUGAGCAGUGACAGAGUGCUGCAGAGAAAAUUUACUCUUCCCAGAACUGGAAGGUUUUUAUAGGUCUGUAAUUUUCCCCACACUCCUUGCUGGAGGCUUAAUUAAGUACUUCAGAAAUUUAUCUCUGUUGUGUGACCCUCUUGAGGGGAAAGGUUAUGUUAACCAGCCCUGGGUCAUGCAACGCAAACAGUCUCUGUCAUUUUCAAAGAAGCAAAAUGGUGUUAUUUAAUUGUGGCCCCUCUCAUCACACACAGGGAUGCCUAAGAAUAGCAGCCCUAGUCUCCCUCUCCUAUGCUUUGCAAGUGGUUUGGUGGCUAGAAGAGGCCGACUCAGAGCUGGAGUUAAAUAUAAAUAGAUUAAUAAUACAUAGAGAAUGGCAGUACCAGAAAAGAAGAAUUCUCCGAGAGAUGGACAGCUCACUCACUAAAUCCUUCACUCUAGGUUCCAGAUGUCUGCACUGUCUUAUUGUGUUCUAUUUGGAAAUAGGUGGGGUGAGAUCUCAGACCUGUAUGAGGGCACCAAAAGAGAAUUACGGCCUCUUUGGUUUCUGUGUUUUGUUUUUUUUGUUUUGUUUUGUUUUUUUUUAAGGAAAGUCAGCUCCUGAAAUGCCUCUUAACUGUAGUCAGUAAACUAAGAAUUUUAUUCUCUGUGUCAACAAUGUAUUUAUGGAGAGAAGUAAAAAUAAGUUCCACAGCAACACAUUUACAUGAAUUAUGGACUAGGAUUCUUAGAUUUCAUAAUCCAACGUUUUUUGAGGGUGGUGGUGUAUAUGUGCGUAUGCAUAAUUGUUCAUCGUUACUUUUUUUAACCCAUCUUUUCUGCUUGUUUAAUUCUCUCUGCCCUGGUUCUUUAAUAUAUAGACCUCGUUUCCAAAAA